Molecule: messenger RNA, 3159 nt
Organism: Fusarium musae
Lineage: Eukaryota; Fungi; Ascomycota; Sordariomycetes; Hypocreales; Nectriaceae
Exons: 3
Coding region: 1-3159 (1052 amino acids)
Molecular function (GO): oxidoreductase activity; molybdenum ion binding
Source: RefSeq, a predicted model, not a curated record
AUGCCUCACCGUAAGCCAUGGAUUGUCAAAGUUCAGGCCCAUCCUGGGUCGACAACUGAAGAGAUUCGGAACGAGCCGGAUUGGGUUUCUGGGCACCAGCAUCGCGUUGGUUUCAGAGACCGAAAUAACCGACUCCCUGGACUUACUCAUAAAGACGAUGAGUAUAGAGAAGAGGUUGCGAGGGAGAAGCAGAAGUAUCUUGCAUUUCAGAAGAGGGCCAAGAGUGGAGAAUUGAUCAAUUUCAGAGACUUGAUUGAGAAUCAAAAGGACUUUCAUCUGCGGCAUCCGGAGAAUCGCUCACUUGGGUGGAGAUAUGUUCUCACCGCGACUGAGGAUUGGGUCAAGAAUAAAGAGCCAUGGCCCGCAAACCUAAAGAAGCAGGAGGAAGAAGAGAAGAAGAAGAAAGAGGAUGAAGCGAAGAGCGAUGAGAAGGAUGGCAUGCCUGAGCAAGAGCAUGAGUGGAAACGUUCCUCGGAUAAAGACAAGCACCACGAUGCAUACGCAAAGAACAAAGAGGACGAGGAAAAGAAGCAGGAAAAGACUUCAGAUGAUGAAACAAAGCUCUCAGACAAGUAUACGCCAGCCGAGAUAGCUCUUCUGCGGGCUCUGGAGCAUGAAAAGAACUACAUACAGCACCUCAGAGAGAACAAUGGAAAGAGAAGUUCCCCUCAGCACAAGAAUCUCACGCAGAUCUCAAUCGACGAACAGGACCAGUUCAGUCCAGACAACUGGCUUCCUCGCUCUCCAGACCUCAUCCGUCUCACUGGGAAGCACCCUCUCAAUGCUGAGGCGCCUUUGACGCGACUGUACGAAGCUGGUCUAAUUACGCCUAAUGAGCUUCACUACGUCCGAAACCACGGUCCCGUUCCGCGUAUUCUGUGGGAGUUCCACGAGUUGGAGAUCACUUACGAUGGCAAAACUCGGACGCUUUCUAUGGAUGAGCUGAAAGAGUUUGAUACGAUCAACAUCGCUGUUGCACUUGCUUGUGACGGUAACAGACGCAAGGAACUCAACAUGAUAAAGAAGAGCAAGGGCUUCAACUGGGGCGCUGGAGGUGCGAGUUGCGCCUAUUGGAAAGGGCCUCUACUGCGAGAUGUACUCCUUGCAUAUGGUGUUCCCGAAAAACCUCCGGGCCUGGGCGAGAAGCGAUAUUGGGUCAACUUUGAAGGCACUGAUGACUUGAGCGAAGGGAAAUACGCGACCUGCAUCCCUUUUGAGCAUGCCAUGGCGCCCAACAACGACGUAAUUCUAGCCUACGAGAUGAAUGACGUUCCGUUACCCCCUGAUCACGGUUACCCCGUUCGUGUCAUCAUUCCAGGAUAUGUCGGCGGGAGAAACGUCAAGUGGCUGAAGAAGAUAUGGAUAAGUGAGAAGGAAAAUGAUUCUUACUAUCACAUCUGGGAUAACCGCGUUCUUCCAUCGUUUGUCACUGAGAAAGAUGGCCCCUUCGCCGAAACCCUCUUUCAUCAUCCCGAUACAGCAUGCAAUGAGCAGAACCUCAACUCUGUCAUCGUCAGGCCGGCACAAGGCGAGAAGAUUCCUUUGAACAGUGUCAAGAAGGGAGAAAACUAUCGUAUCGAAGGUUAUGCAUAUGACGGAGGAGGCCAUGAGGUUCAGCGUGUUGAGGUCUCCCUUGACGAUGGAGCAACUUGGCUGUACUGCAUCCGCAAAUUCCCCGACCAUCCAAUCCGCCACGGGAACAAAUUCUGGAGUUGGCUCCACUGGCAUGUCGACGUUGAGAUUUCCCAUGUUAUUCGUGCAAAGAGUAUCAUGGUUCGAUGCUUCAACGUGUUCAAGAACACGCAGCCGAGAGAGCCAAACUGGAAUGUCAUGGGUAUGAUGAACAACUGUUGGUACACAGUACGUCCUGAGAUCACCGAGGACGACGACUCAGAAACGCCUUCUAUUUUUUUCAGACACCCUGUUGAGCCAGCUACAAAAGACGGUGGAUGGAUGAAACCAAGCGUUGAGAAUAAGAUUGCAGAGGCGAAGCAAGAAGCCGGUGCGCCCCAGAAGGAAUUUACCCGAGAAGAGAUUGAGAAGCAUAAUACUCAGGAUAACUGCUGGCUUGUCGUCGACGGAAAGGUCUACGAUGCAACUAGUGUGCUCGAAUGGCAUCCUGGCGGUGCAGCUGCUAUUCUUGGGCACGCUGGUAAGGUGCAUCAGGAGACGAGUGACGAGUUUGCUAGUAUCCAUGAUGACUAUGCUUACAAGAAACUCAAAGAAUGUGCUCUUGGUGUUGUGACUGAAAAGGCAGCCAACUUCAUCAAACAAAAUGCAGAAGCUGCUGCCAAAGAAACCUCUGAGUCGAGCAACAAGGAUGAGAAUCUAGCACUGGACAAGCACAGAUGGAUUCCAGUCAAGCUCAUUGACCGCAAGAAUCUUUCCAAAGACACCAGAGCUUAUACCUUCCAAUUGCCCGAGGGUAAAAACAUCCUCGGCCUUGGGACAUGCCAGCAUGUUCAGAUUGGCUUCCAUAUGCUGGAUAGGAUGCUCAUCCGCUCAUACACACCCACGAAGCCACUUCUCCCAGCCCCAGGCGAAAGGUCAUCCAAUGGAAGUGCCGUGCCUCUUCGAGAUGGAGAUGGCACCUUUGAGCUCACGGUCAAGACUUACUUCCCCGAUGAGAAUCAACCGGGCGGCGCACUCUCCAACAUCUUAGACUGUAUGCCCAUCGGUGAAGAAGUCGAGCUUCGUGGCCCAACCGGAGAAAUAGUCUACAACGGCAAUGGAAACUUCGUUAUUGAAGGUAAAGAUCGUCACUUCGAUCGUGUAUCCCUCGUGCUUGGCGGUUCAGGCAUAACGCCAGGCUACUCCCUCCUCGCACGUAUUCUCCUCUCUAACAAUGAUAAGACAGAGAUUCGAGUUGUGGACGCCAACAAAACAGAGGCUGAUAUUUUGCUGAAAGAGGAGCUUGAGGAGUUUGAGAAGAAGUCUAAAGGACAGUUGAAGGUGACUCAUGUCCUAAGUCAUGCUAAUGAUAGUUGGGAGGGAAAGACAGGCCACGUAAAUGAGGAUAUCAUUAAGCAGAGUUUGUUCGAACCGUCUGAGAAGAGUGCUGUUUUCUUAUGCGGUCCGCCGGCGAUGAUACAGAAGGCUGCACUUCCUGCUCUCAAAGACUGGGGUUACGUGGAGGAUGAGAAUAUGUUUGGAUUCUAG